Messenger RNA from Penicillium lagena, 1050 nucleotides. RefSeq names its product zinc-dependent alcohol dehydrogenase family protein. NCBI's taxonomy places the organism in Eukaryota, Fungi, Ascomycota, Eurotiomycetes, Eurotiales, Aspergillaceae. Bases 1 to 1050 code for a protein of 349 amino acids. Gene Ontology annotation, molecular function: oxidoreductase activity. The record is from RefSeq and is a predicted model, not a curated record. The transcript is spliced from 4 exons.
AUGGCAACCAACCUACAAAAACAGUGGCGUGUCACAAGAACAGACCGAACCUGUAAUGAACUCCAGCUUGUGGAUGCACCCGUCCCAACCCUUGGAGAAAACGAAGUACUUGUCAGAAUUCACGCGGUGUCCCUAAACUUCCGCGACUUGAUGAUCCUGAGGGGAGACUACCCUUUCCCUCUUCAUCUACCUGUCGUACCUUGCUCGGACGGGGCUGGUGAAGUCGUGGCGAUUGGAAGCAAAGUUAAGCUGUGGGCCAAGGGUGAUCGAGUGAUUACGCUCCUUAGUCAAGCCCACCUUUACGGCCCGGCCACUCCGGUUUCGAUGGUAUCAGGCCUUGGUGGGAGCCUCGAUGGGACUCUGCGUCAGUACGGCGCGUUCAAUGAACAAGGCCUCGUUCGAGCUCCCCGGAACUUGACUUAUCGAGAAGCUAGCACGCUUGUUUGUGCAGGUGUUACAAGCUGGAACGCGCUUUAUGGCUUGAAACCGCUCCGACCUGGGCAGUGGGUUCUAAUUCUGGGUACCGGUGGGGUGAGCGUCUUCGCGUUACAGUUUUCGAAAGCAGCGGGUGCCACGGUCAUAGCGACCACCUCAUCUCAGAGCAAAGUAGAGGCUCUCAAAGAACUAGGAGCGGACUUCGUUAUCAACUACAAGGAUGAACCCGCAUGGGGACAGAAAGUGAAAAGCUUCACUCCAAACGGGCGGGGAGUUGAUCACAUUAUCGAAGUCGGCGGCGUGGGAACUCUGAGUCAGAGCCUGGGGGCGAUCGCUUGCGAGGGCGUUAUCAGCUGCGUUGGUUCUGUUUCCGGUGAUAUAUCCGAGAGCGGAAACCUUCCCACCAUGCUAGACUGCUGGCUCAACAACUGCAUUGCCCGUGGAGUAGCGGUGGGAUCAAGAGCACAGAUGGAGGAUAUGGUGGCCGCUAUCGAGGCUAAUGGCGUCCAUCCUCUGGUGGAUGAGAGGUUGUUUAAUCUACACGAAGCGAAGGCCGCAUUCGAACACUAUUCUCGGAAUGCAAACUUUGGCAAAACGGUCAUCAUCCUCGAUUAA